This is a messenger RNA of Symbiodinium pilosum, 1053 nucleotides long. The record is from the annotation of a GenBank genome assembly. Lineage: Eukaryota; Dinophyceae; Suessiales; Symbiodiniaceae.
AUGGAAUUUGAGCCGCUCCUCUCGCUACAUGAGCCCUUGGGUGCUACUGUGGAGGAGCCGGCAGAAAUCUUCUCAGUUGGCAAAGGGGGUAAGCGCAACAAGCGGCUGGAGGAGGCCGCACUGGAAGAUGCGAAGGUUGCUUACAGGGCCAAAUCAAAGGUAGCUGCUGGGUGGUUGACAGAGAUGGGAUUGGAGGACUGCCUCUUGGCCGAACUUGCUCAAGGUGUGGGAGAGGAUCCGAAUGAACUCCGCUUUGCACUGGAGCAGAGCAAGCGCUUCAUCGUGGAUGAUGAUUUGGUUGUGGAAAAGACGCUCGUGCAAAAAGUCUUUGAUGUCAUGGAAAGCGACAUAGAGACCAUGACUGAAGUCCUGAACAAGCUUGGUGAAGCGUCAGAGGCCGGCGUGCGAUUGGCCGUCCGUGAUUCCCUGGGAGAGUUGAAGAUAAGGGUUGCAAACGACAUAGAGCUCGUCGAGCGAGUGGAUCCGGAGGAGGAGCAACGCGCCAAGCGAGAGGAGGAAAAAGUCCAGAGGGCGAAGGAGAAGAUGGAGCGGAAGAAAGAGAUGCAGAAGCGAAGGAGAAAGCGAGGCAGAAAAGAGGAAGAGCAGGAAGUGGAGUCGGAAUCGUCUGAUGAGGAUGGCCACCCUCAAGAUGUGGCGGACAAAAAGGCCUUGGCUUUUCGAAGGCUCCAGGUGCAGAUCAAGAUUGAAGAGUUUUUGAAAGCGUACACCAGAGGUCAGAACCUGGUCAAGAUCAAUGCCAAGGGAAGGAGGUACGCAAGGCGUGUUUAUGUCGACACUGCCAAAAGGGCUCUUGUCAUCCAGGGUGCAAAUGGUCCAAAGUUCUUUCCAUUUGCAUCGAUGAAGGAGGUAGACCUUGAAACUCGCACUACCAAGGAAGGCCGUGUUGAAACCCUGGUGAUUUGUGCCAUUGAGAAGGAUGGCAGGAUUGUGAAGGAGCUCACACUGGCUUUUCCUGAUCAGUCGAAGGCCAGUACGUUUGUGAAUUGUGUUACCUUGUUCUCUCUGGCUUUACGAAGGAAGCAAGAAUCCUGA